Molecule: messenger RNA, 843 nt
Organism: Nakaseomyces glabratus
Lineage: Eukaryota; Fungi; Ascomycota; Saccharomycetes; Saccharomycetales; Saccharomycetaceae
Gene: IES3
Product: Ies3p
Source: RefSeq, a predicted model, not a curated record
AUGUCAUAUGAAGAGCUGAUCAAGAACGAUUUACAGUUGCAAUAUGCAAGGAAUGCUGUGCGGUAUUACAAGUCUAAUACAGUCCCUGAGUUUCUCGAGAAAGAUCCACACAAGAAAUCGGUAAUACAGCGUCUAAGCGAUACAGUGAACUCUCAGGCUAGCAGUGUCAAUGUGUCAAGAAAUUCCACUCCUGCACCAUCAUUGGGACCCAUGAGUACUGCUGGCAGUGCCUCAGCCAAUACUACUAGCAACGGACCUGGUGGCAAUGUUAGAAGACAUAUCAUCAGUGUAGAUGAUUCGUUGAAGAUAAAUUAUGAAAUGGUUAAGAAUGUUCCCGGAAAUUUCCCGUCCCGCAUCGGCAUAAGGACACCUGAUGAAAUGGAUAUGCAUGAAGAAGAGUUACAGGAUAAACUGGCGUUGGAGAACGAGGCUAAUACCGUCAAGACGAAAAUAUAUAAACAGAAACUAUUUGAUGAUAAUGACACUGUGCUGGAAUUGGUGGGAACCCAGUUGAGCCACUUCCAGGAUCCUCACACACCUUCUGAUCAAAGCAAACCAAGACUGUCUCUACGAGAGCAGUUAGAGUGCCUUCAGAAAAUUCAAGAUAAUUUACUGCAGGACUAUAAAGACAGUCAAAAGGAAGAAAAGAAAUGGUUUGUGCUAAAAGAGCUGUUGCUGGAGGCCAACACAGAGCUUGAUCUCUUCAGCUCGCAAGAUUACCCAAAUAAGGUAAUUAACCUUGGAGAUGGCGCCUCUACAUCACAACAUUCGGAUACAGCUUUGGUAUUUAACAGAAAUAAAAGACAAAAGUUGUCAAACGGGAGUUACAGCAGCAUAUUUUGA